UUGAAAGAAGUUCCCUUAAAUGGCAUUUUUGGUUAUUGUUACGUCUGAUUUUGCAGGCAAUAUUAUCGACAACGAUCAUCAUCAUCAGCUCAUCAUCGGCUCAGAAAAUAACUCGCCGGCAGCUGCGUCGUCGAGAUGGAAUCCAACGCCGGAGCAGAUCACAGCUCUGGAAGAGAUAUACAGAAGAGGAACACGGACGCCUACGACCGAACAAAUCCAACAGAUAGCAGCUAAGCUCCGUAAGUAUGGCAGAAUCGAGGGCAAAAACGUUUUCUAUUGGUUUCAGAACCAUAAGUCUAGAGAGAGACUUAAGCGACGCCGUUGUGAAGGAGAUUAUGACAUUAACAACGCUCAUGAACCACUUAAAGACUUCGAGGAUUCAUCAUCAGGUGAUUAAAUAAUAUUACUUGAUUAUUAUACAUUAAGAAUAUCA
Molecule: messenger RNA, 433 nt
Organism: Raphanus sativus (radish)
Lineage: Eukaryota; Viridiplantae; Streptophyta; Magnoliopsida; Brassicales; Brassicaceae
Product: WUSCHEL-related homeobox 6
Exons: 1
Coding region: 20-397 (125 amino acids)
Biological process (GO): plant organ development
Molecular function (GO): DNA-binding transcription factor activity; DNA binding
Source: RefSeq, a predicted model, not a curated record